This is a messenger RNA of Amborella trichopoda, 985 nucleotides long. The record is from RefSeq and is a predicted model, not a curated record. Lineage: Eukaryota; Viridiplantae; Streptophyta; Magnoliopsida; Amborellales; Amborellaceae.
GGAGUUGUGCAGAGAGAGAGAGAUGGAGAGUGGAUUGGUAGUGGUGGAGAAAGUUGGUGGGCGAUCCACUCUCACGCGCUACUUUGCUAAGUACCCACUUAAACUAGUGUCUCCCACAAAGGUGGGUUCAUGCAAAUCAGAUGUAGUGUGGGUUUACAUGGUUUCUUUUGGAGGGGGCAUGAUAUCGGGUGAUCAUGUAUCAUGCGCGAUGAGUGGGAGAGGAGAUGAUUGUACAGCAGUCUUGACCACCCAAGCUUCUACAAAGGUUUACAGGGCGGUGGGUUCAAAGAGCUCGGAUCAAUAUCUCCAAGUAAGGAUUGGGUGCAACGCACUUGUGACUGUUCUUCCUCAUCCCGUGACAUGUUUUGCCAGUGCAAAAUACAAACAGAAGCAAGUGUUCAGUGUCUCCCGGAGCUCGAGUCGGGUGGUUGUAGACUGGGUCACAACGGGUUAUGAACGUGGAGAGAAGUAGGCAUUCAACAGCUACAACACCACCAACCACAUCAUCUCAAAUGAAGAUCAGCAGCCUUUAUUGCUUGAUUCACUAUUAUUGGAGCAAGGUAGUAGUAUGAAGGGCACAUGUGGCAUGCAAGAUUACCAAGUCAUUGCCAUGAUUAUAUUGUUAAGACAUAAGUUGGAGCAUGUACAGAAUGAGAUACAAGAAAAGGUUAAGAAGAAAAUGUCUGAGGUAUUUGGUAUGCGUCUAACAAGCAAAAGACAGCACGACAGAGAUAUGAAACCAGAUCUCACCUAUGGAAGAUCAAAGCCAGAGCUGAUUGCUUCUUGUAGUAUGUUUAGUCUGAAGGAUGCGGGAUUGGUGAUUCGAGUUGCUGCGACAACUACUGGAUUGGUUUACAAGUUUCUGCAAGAACACUUAGCUAGCCUAGAGCCUCUUCUAGGAGCAUCACCAUAUUACUAACCCAAUUCAAGAUUGUUUAUUUCUCUGUAGUAAGGACAUUGAGAGAGCAUGAUUUGCAUAUCUAGG